This is a messenger RNA of Carassius gibelio (silver crucian carp), 1824 nucleotides long. RefSeq names its product C3a anaphylatoxin chemotactic receptor. Gene Ontology annotation, biological process: phospholipase C-activating G protein-coupled receptor signaling pathway; inflammatory response; positive regulation of cytosolic calcium ion concentration. The transcript is spliced from 2 exons. Gene Ontology annotation, molecular function: G protein-coupled receptor activity; complement component C5a receptor activity. Lineage: Eukaryota; Metazoa; Chordata; Actinopteri; Cypriniformes; Cyprinidae. Gene Ontology annotation, cellular component: plasma membrane. Bases 16 to 1266 code for a protein of 416 amino acids. The record is from RefSeq and is a predicted model, not a curated record.
UGAUGCUGUCCAUUAAUGUUGCAAUCAAAACAAAAGACAGAGUGUCAAGCUCAAAAUCCUCCCACUGAUAAUUAUAGAAAACACUCCCUCUUAGAUUUUAUCCUCUGUCAGCUAAACGGCGUUAACCACUCAUGCCAGCUCUCAGAUCUGAGUCAAUGCACACAAGUCGACCAAAGCCUCAUAAGAAGAGAAUCAAUGUCUGCCAAAGAUCCGAUCAAUGUCACCUUCAACCACAGCGAUUCCUCCCUCUACCCCAGCGAGGGCAUGCGUGUGCUGCAGAUGAUCGUGACCGUGAUGAUCUUCGUUGUGGGCAUUUCUUUAAAUGGUCUGGUGGUCUGGGCAUUGGGGGUUCGAGUUUGGUGCCGCAAAGGAAGAGCUGCCGGUGAGAGACAGAGUGCCGACAGCUUCCGGAUCUAUGUGGUGAACCUGGCACUUGCUGACUUGGUGCUGUUGUUACGUACGCCACUGAUGCUGUCCUACUUGGUGAACGACUUCAGUUGGACAUUGGGGGAACCUGUAUGCAAGCUGGUGAUUUAUUUGCGAUGCCUCGGAUUGUAUGCGAGUGCAUUCUUGCUGUGUGCUGUAGCAGUGGAGCGCUGCUUGUGUUUACUUCGACCAGUUUGGGCUCGAAUGAAACGGCCUAGUUGGGCUGUACCUCUGGCCUGCAACAUAAUAUGGGUUUUAGCAGCGGUGUUCGCUAUACCCUACAUCAAUACAGCCACAGUCAAUAACAAAGGGGGCCGCAACGCCUGCAUAGAAAGUGAUUUGGAAGGAGGACAAGCCUUAAAUGUAUUGGAGACUGUGGCAGGAUUCUUGCUACCUCUAGUGAUCUUUUUGUCGUGCAAUGUCGCAGUAAUUUUUUGUGCAAAGAAGGCUGAGAGCGCAAUGUCUUCACCUACCUCAUCGACUGGGCCGAGUUACUCAUCCCAGCGUCUGACCCGUCUCUAUCGCGUACUCUUCCUCACCAUGUUCCUCUUCCUCACAUGCUGGGUGCCGUACUUCACCUGCCGCUUUUUGAGGGCCCUCUCGUACGGUCGCCCAGACUGGGAGAAUCUCAAAGUAAGAGCGACGACAGCUGCAUAUUUUGCAUUGUUUCUGGUUUACAUAAAAAGUGCGCUCAACCCAAUCCUGUACGUGUUCGCAGCUCGUGGACUCGGACGCACAGUUCGUGCAUCACUUGUCUCAACUAUUGAGAGAGUCUUCAACGAGGAAUUAUCAGAGUCUUUACGAAGAAAGUCCUUACGAAGGAAAGACUCUCAGUUUUAAUGGAGCUUGAAGAGUGUAAAUACUGAUCUGCAGAAGGUUGAAACCAACUUCUGAGAUGUAGUUUUUCCAGAUCUGCUUGUUAGACAACUGAUGAACAUUGACUAAAAGCAGAAAACACAUUCAGUAUAAAUUUCUACACAAGAGACUAAGACUUCAUUUGACGGACAUCAAAAAAUUUACCAAGAUUCAUCCUUUUAUUGAUAUGAUUGUUUUAUUCUUGGAUUUAAUUGUGAUGCAUUAAUAUGUAGCACUUUCAUUUUUUCAUUUUCAUUUUCAAUAUGUAUCAAGCUUUCCUUUCAUGUGACUAAAGGCUGGUCAUUACAGGCUUAAAUUAAGCAUAGCGUUUGUUCUCAUUACAUUCUUAUGUAGUAUAAAUGUGCCAAUUUACCAUAUAGAAUCUUUACAGAUAGCAGAAAGUUCCCGUUAAUGCUAAAUCUUAAAAUGAAAAUUGAAUUCCAGUGCUUAUGUUGAUAUUGCUGCAUUAAUGCUUAAAAUGAAUGUAAUUUCUGUGCCUACUCCUCUAUGCAAACUUGUUAUUAUUAAAUAAACAAGCAGUUA